This is a messenger RNA of Limanda limanda (common dab), 500 nucleotides long. RefSeq names its product RNA polymerase II subunit J (gene polr2j). The coding region runs from base 81 to 434 and encodes 117 amino acids. Gene Ontology annotation, molecular function: DNA binding; protein dimerization activity. Gene Ontology annotation, cellular component: RNA polymerase II, core complex. The record is from RefSeq and is a predicted model, not a curated record. NCBI's taxonomy places the organism in Eukaryota, Metazoa, Chordata, Actinopteri, Pleuronectiformes, Pleuronectidae. Gene Ontology annotation, biological process: transcription by RNA polymerase II. The transcript is spliced from 3 exons.
ACGGAGGCGCCGGAAGUGGUGAUGUUAUUUUGAAGUAGUUUCUUUAUUUCCAGUCUGUGGUCGAUUCUGCCUCAGACAAGAUGAACGCGCCUCCCGCCUUCGAGUCGUUCCUGCUGUUCGAAGGAGAGAAGAAGAUCAGCAUCAGCAAAGACACGAAGGUUCCCAACGCGUGUCUGUUCACCCUGAACAAAGAGGACCACACACUGGGCAACAUCAUCCGAGCUCAGCUGUUGAAGGAUCCUCAGGUUCUGUUCGCUGGUUAUAAGGUUCCUCAUCCUCUAGAACACAAGAUCGUCAUCAGAGUCCAGACCACACCUGACUACAGUCCACAGGAAGCGUUUACAAACGCCAUCACAGAUCUGAUCAGCGAGCUGUCUCUUCUGGAGGAACGCUUCCGAGUCGCCAUCAAAGAUAAGCAGGAAGGGAUUGAGUGAUGCCGCCCCCCCACAAUGCCAAUACCUGCGUGUUUAUUUUUAUAAAUAAAGUCUGUGAUGUCACAA